This is a messenger RNA of Ectocarpus siliculosus, 1305 nucleotides long. The record is from the annotation of a GenBank genome assembly. NCBI's taxonomy places the organism in Eukaryota, Phaeophyceae, Ectocarpales, Ectocarpaceae.
AUGCAGCAGUGUCGGGUUGUUUCCGGAAUCAAAUCACCUCCCCCCAACCCUGGCACCCCCGCAUCCCCUCUCCCGUUUUUCCAGGCUCCGAACACCGUGGUCGAUGAAUUGUGCCCCGCGAACAAGGCCAAUCGAGCCAAAUACAACGUCCCGCCAGGACAGCUGACAGAGAAUGGCAUGAACCAGGCUCUGAAACUUGGUAACUUCCUCCGCGAGACGUACAUCGAGAGCAUGGACUUCUUGCCACCAACCCUAGGCAGCGGCUGCACGCCGACCUUCAGCUCAUGGCUCAAGUCUGACUCAGCGGCACGUUGUCUGCAAACAGCCCAGGCGAUGGCUAUGGGACUGUUUCCCUACGGUACAGGGCCACCGGGGUUUCCCAACCAGCCGAUGGCGGUGCUGACGGAGCCGAAUCGAUUCGCGAGCCUGCUAGCGGCGCCACACGGACCCUGCUUGGCACAGCAGAAGGCUGACAACGCAGCGUACGACUCAACCAGAGGAGAGGAGCUCAUCCAGCAGUCGCGGAAUAUCACCGACGUCGUCUCACAGGCUUGUGGAGUUCCUACGGAGGCCUACACGAACGUGGACAACGGGAAGGAGGGGCUGGUGCUCGGGGUGAAGGACGUCAGCGACAUGCUAGACUUUGACGAGCAGCAGGGUCUGCCGAGGCUGGCGUCUGUGAGCAAACAAGCACACGAGGACAUGACCCAGCUCGCCUUCACCCUCCUGCAGGAAAGAUACUACUCCAACCGACGACAGCUGCUGUACGGCGUGGCGCACUUCUUGGGCUGGCACUUUGACGUAAAGGGGGCGCCGACGGCUCUGGGCACGUCAUCGAUACCCCCAGCAACUACGAUGGUGUUCGAGCUCCACUACCGUGCACACGAGCAAGCGGACAACGGCACCACGGGAGCAGAGCAAGUACAAGACGAGGCCUCUGCACAAGAGGAAGCAGGGUACUACUACGUCAGAACGUUUACCUGGACACCGGAGUUUGGACAGCGGGAGGUUGUACUGGAUGCGUGCAGCGGCGUCGAGGCUGGGACAGGGUGUCGUUUGACGACCAUUGAAGCAAUCGUGUCGGACAGCGUGCAAGACACGGGCUCGUGGCAAGAAAUCUGCAACGAUGUGCCCUUCGAUCAAGCGGAACAAAUGGCGCAACACAUUACCUUCAGCGAUGAUUUUGCCGAUGACACGGCAGCAACAGACGCCACAGAGGACAGCGGCGGCGAUAUUGUCAGGACCAUGGUCAAGUGGCGUAGGGCCGGAGAGAGAGGGGCAGGUGCUUACGAGGCUGUAGGAUGA